Messenger RNA from Patella vulgata (common limpet), 1885 nucleotides. Its product is annotated as cyclin-Y-like protein 1. NCBI's taxonomy places the organism in Eukaryota, Metazoa, Mollusca, Gastropoda, Patellidae. Bases 519 to 1607 code for a protein of 362 amino acids. Gene Ontology annotation, biological process: regulation of canonical Wnt signaling pathway; regulation of cyclin-dependent protein serine/threonine kinase activity. Gene Ontology annotation, cellular component: plasma membrane. Gene Ontology annotation, molecular function: protein kinase binding; cyclin-dependent protein serine/threonine kinase activator activity. The transcript is spliced from 9 exons. The record is from RefSeq and is a predicted model, not a curated record.
AGUUAGUCCAGCUGAAAUAAUUUCAAUAUAAACAUUUAUUUGUACCCAUUGAACAAUAUCUGAUCUGUGUGUUUCGUUUAAACGUCAUUAAUGAAGACAACUGUACGUUAUGUGUUUCAUUGUGAGGUUUUUUAACAGUUUACGCCCACACAAGCUGGGCAGGUGCUCCAGUUGUCAAUCACUGUCUGCAACUUCAAUGAUUCACUAGCAUUCCAGUUAACACUAGAAUCAUUAUGUCAGUGAUGCUCAACUGAUCAUUAGAAAUACAGAGGCGUUCAAACGUACCAGUAUCUGAUAAAUGAUAAGUCAGUCCACGGGUAUUAAUUGUUACAGCACAAUGUCAGACAAUAGUUUGUGCACGUAGACAUGUAGGUGUCUUGAGGAGUUAAUUCAGGGACAGUGCCAGUAAAAACUUCUGUAAUCCAACAAUGUUCUGGAUCACCAGUUAAACCUGCCACAUCCAUAGUGUCAACUCUUAAUAGUUGAGUUAUAUUUGGAAGAGAACGUAAUCUGCAGUCAUGGGAAACAAACAAGCAUGUUGCUUCGCCCCCAGUUCCAAGGAUGGUGGAAGGAAGUACAAUCGAGAAGAGAUGUAUCAACCGUCUCGUGCUACAGAAGAAUCACAGAUGUUACAAGUACCACAGAGUGGAGCAAAUGUAGCAGCUGUACCACACAUUAGUGAAAGGGAACCAGAAGAAAAUGAUUGUGAUCCAUCCAAUAAUCCUUAUGCCAAGCCGUUGUUUGCAACACGAUCAGAAAUUGAAGUGCAGAAAAAUAAUAAACGAAGAAGUCAGCUCAUUUUCACAUCUGAAGGUCAACACCGGCAUAUUGAUGAAACUGGACAAUUAAGGAAGUUUAGUUCUUGUUCGACUAUUUUCAUUGAUGAUUCAACAGUUUCACAGCCAAAUCUGAAGAACACAAUCAAAGCUGUUGCUCUUGCCAUUUAUUUUCAUAUCAAAAACAGAAACAAGUCCCGGAAUGGACAAGAACCUCGAACUCUCAUCAUUUUUGAUGAGAAGAAGUUUCCGUUAUCUAAGGAACCUGUUCAGGAUGACUACAAUAAACGAGACCCGGAACAUAAAACUAUUUAUAGAUUUGUUCGUAAUUUAUUUAAUGCAGCCCAGCUGACUUCUGAAUGUGCAAUUGUAACCUUAGUCUAUCUGGAACGUUUGCUCACAUAUGCCGAUAUUGAUAUAAUGCCUGCUAAUUGGAAGAGAAUUGUUCUUGGUGCCAUUCUACUGGCAUCAAAAGUAUGGGAUGAUCAAGCGGUGUGGAAUGUCGACUUCUGUCAAAUACUUAAAGAUAUUGCAGUUGAAGAUAUGAAUGAAUUAGAACGACAGUUUUUAGAAGCCUUACAAUUUAAUAUUAAUGUACCGUCAAGUAUUUAUGCCAAAUAUUACUUCCAUCUGCGAGAAUUAGCUGAUGCUCAUGAUUUAGUCUUUCCUUUGGAACCUUUAAGCAAAGAAAGAGCUUUGAAAUUAGAGGCUCUAUCAAGUGUGUGUGAAGAUAAACUGAAACUGUGGUCCAAGUCAAAUCACCAUAGAUCAGGUAGUUUAGACGGAGGUAAACCGUCAAGACGAACGAGUAGUAAAGCUAUACUAUCGUGACGAGAACUUUGUCGACUUAGACAUCGAAUACUACGAUCACAUAUAUACACAAUUAUUAUUCUGUACAGCAUGAAAUUACUGCGCCAAAUGAUCGACCCAUCUGUUGUCUCUGAUUUUUUCAAGGAAUCAGGCGCUCUGAUUUUUUCAAGGAAUCAGGAUAGUACUAAUUUUGAAUUUUUGCAUUAGCUCAAUAACGUGCAUUAAUUUCAUGUUAUUAAAUGGUCUGUUUUACAUUUAAAAAGAUCUGAAAACAUUUUAUACUCAUUUCAUUAGUUGAC